GAAACAAGGACAAAAAGAAGAGGGGAAGAAAGAAAAUCAGAGCCACCUUUUUUUCUCUCCCCUCCCCUCAGGAAUCUCCCCUCAGCCCGACGCGACCGUUCCCGUCGGCGGGCGACGCUCCUUCUGAGGCGGAGACCGGCAGUUUUCCCGCCCAAAAAAAAAAAAAAGCGCGGAGGGAGGGAGAACGCACGCGACUCCUUGCUCCUCCCGCCGGCAGGGGUCGGCCGCCGGUUAAACAGCGGCCGCUCUAGGCCUUCCCCCAGCUCUCGCUCCCCGCCUCCUCUCAAGGCCGGCGGGGCGGCGGGGCAGAGCGAGUGACAUGGAGGCGCCGUUGUGGCCGGUCGGGGCGGCUUUGCAAAGCCCGGAGGCGUCGGACGGGCCCGGGCUUCGUCUGCUGAGCCUGGAAGGGCGCUUGGCUUCGGCCGAGAAGAAGCUGGGCGGUUGCCAGAGGACGGUAACCGAGCUGGGCAGCCAGCUGGAAGGGAAAUGGGCCGCCCUGGGCGGCCUGGUUCAGGAAUACGGGCGGCUCCAACGGCGGCUGGAGAACCUGGAGAACCUGCUGAGGAACCGCAACUUCUGGAUCCUCCGCUUCCCGCCGGGCGCCCAGGGGGAGACGCCCAAGGUUCCGGUCACUUUUGAUGACCUGUCCGUUCAUUUCAACGAGCAAGAAUGGGGCAAUCUGGAUGAAUUGCAGAAGGAUCUGUAUAAAACGGUCAUGAAAAGCAAUUAUGAGAUGUUGGUCUCAAUGGAUUAUGCAAUUGCCAAGCCCGAGAUCCUGACCCGGAUUGAACAAGGAGAUUCCUUGUGUGAUAGAAAUGUUGAAACCAUGGCUGAGAAUAACACACUGGGACAUCCUGGCACAGAGUCUCCUGUGGCUCCAGUCGAUGUUUCUUUGUGGCUGAAGGAAGAAGUAGAAGGACCUCAAGACGGUGGCAUCGCCAGGCCUCCUGAGGAGAUCAGUGCUGGACUUCAUGAGGGUUCUUCGGUGGAGUAUAUAGACAUACCCUCCGGGAUUAAAGAGGAGAUGGAGGAGGUGUGCUUGGGCCCCGGGGAAUCUCACAGAGAGCAAUACGAUCCUAGUGAGGAAUAUCAGACCAUUACCAUUUCUGAAGAACAUCUCUGUGGACUUCAGGAAGACCAAUGUGCUCAGGACCCGUUAUUCUUUGGGGAAGGCCCUAGCUCUGUAUUUUGCAAUGGGCUCUUAUUUUCGCUUGCCAUGUCAUCAAAGGGGAAGAGAAAGGGCCACGGUUCAUCUGAAGAGCGCAGCAAGAAGCACAGGAAGGCCAUCAGUCUGAAUUUGAAGAUGAAGAUCAUUAAAGCCUACGAUGCUGGGAAGAAGGUAAACAUCAUCGCUCAAGAAGAAGGCCUGGCCCAUUCCACCAUCUCCACCAUUUUGAAGAACAAGGAGCGGAUCAGGGAGGCCAUGAAAGGAUCGCCAGGGACGAAAGCCAUUAUCACCAGGCAACGCAAAGGCCUCAUCCACGAAACAGAGAAACUCCUGAUGCUUUGGAUCGAGGAUCAGAUCCAGAAAAGGAUUCCCAUUAGCCUCCCUCUCAUUCAGGCCAAGGCGCGCAGCAUUUUUGCGACCCUGAAGGAACGAGCGGGCGAGGAGUGCACUGAAACGUUCACGGCCAGCCGUGGCUGGUUCAUGCGCUUCCAGCGAAGGUUUAAUUACCAUACUUCGCACCCACCAGGCGAAGCCGGGGGGCCCGACGAAAUAGCAGCCCAACGCUUCCUUGACAACUUCGACGAUCUCAUCACAGAAGGGAACUAUUUGCCCGAACAGAUAUUCAACGUAGACAAAACCAGGUUAUUCUGGAAAAAAAUGCCCGAACGAAGCUACCUUCACCAAGAGGCCCAAGCUGUGCCUGGAUACAAAGCCUUUAAGGACAGGAUCACUUUGCUGUUGGGUGGAAACGUCGCCGGCUUCAAGCUGAAGCCGUUUCUGAUCCACAAAUCAGAGGAUCCCCCCGUGUGUGAAAAUAUCGGCCAGGAGACCCUGCCUGUUUAUUACCAAUCUGAUCAGAAGGCUUGGAUGACCCAAGUCUUCUUUGAGGAUUGGUUUGUGAAUUGUUUCAUCCCCCAAGUGCAGGAAUAUUGUUUUCAAAACAGAAUCCCUUUUAGAAUUCUUCUGCUCCUCAACAACACCCCUGGAUAUCCCCUGCACCUGGACGAUGUCCAUCCAGACGUGAAGGUUGUUUAUCUACCAAAAAACACCAGCCCUUUCCUGCAGCCCAUGGAUCAGGGAGCUGUCUCGAUCUUCAAAGCAUGCUAUUUACGGGCCACACUGGCCACGGCCGUCGCCACAAUGGAGGACAACAGGAUGACCUUGCGCGAGUUUUGGAAAGCCUACGAUAUCAGCCACUGCAUUGAAAACAUCGCAACGGCCUGGAAGGAUGUCAGCAUGAAAUGCAUGCAAGGGAUUUGGGAACGGUGCUUAAAACGUUUUGCUCUCCUCGUCCACAAUUUUGAAGGCUUUGAUCCUAACGAAGAUUUGGAGGAAAUCAGUCACAACAUUUUGACGCUCGCCCGAGCCCUUAGUUUAGAGGCAGACGCGGAAGAUGUGAAAAAAUGGAUUGCCUACCCUGAGGGUGAGCUUUCCAAUGAAGAAUUGAUCGAGCUUAAAGAAGAAUUGGAGGCCCAAGGCAUUGCAGAGGAGGAAGAAGAAAUAAAAUUCUAGACUUAAGUUCAGGAAGUUCAGUGUGAAACUAUUGACUGCUGUUUUUCUCGGACGUUAACAAAACGUUACAAAAUUUAGGAAGUAUGGAUCCCAAUGUAGAAUGUUUCGGAAAGCUACAUCAGAAGCCCAGGAAGUUCAAUGUGAAAAUAUUGAUCGGUAUUUUUUCAGAUAUUGAUGAAACGUUAUGAAAAUUAGGAAGUAUGGAUCUAAAUGUAGAACAUUUUGGAAAGUUAUAUUGGGACCCCAGGAAGUUCAUGUGAAAAUAUUGACUGGUGUUUUCUCAGAUGCUAAUGAAAUGUUAACGAAAAUUAGGAAGUAUGGAUAAAAAGCUACCUUGGGAAAUGCAUGUGUUCUAGGAAAAUAGAUGAAGAAAAAAAUGUGCAAAGAAAACUUAGUGAAUUCUUUACGGACAGUUAUUUCUUGCUCCCCAUCCUGAAAAAGAGCAGCUCUCAGAAGAUGCUCGGUUCAUUCGCCUUCUAGGCCUCCAUAACCAACAUCUCCAAAAACACAGCAAAAAGACUAUAAUCUUUGCAAGGGGAUUUCUAUUGAUGUUUACAAGUACAGUACUGUAAUUGUAAACGCUAAUUUUGUAUUCUUUUAUUUUUGUACUGUAACACAUGAUGGCUCUUAAUAAUAAUAAUACAUGUUAGAUCAAGGAUGUUUUAAAUAUUGGAAAUGAUCUUUGGUUCCUUGGAGGACGAAAUUGAUUUCUUUAGAAAUAAAGAUGUUUUAAAACAUGAAAAA
Messenger RNA from Ahaetulla prasina, 3424 nucleotides. RefSeq names its product tigger transposable element-derived protein 1-like. Gene Ontology annotation, cellular component: nucleus. Bases 320 to 2680 code for a protein of 786 amino acids. The record is from RefSeq and is a predicted model, not a curated record. Gene Ontology annotation, molecular function: DNA binding. Gene Ontology annotation, biological process: regulation of DNA-templated transcription. NCBI's taxonomy places the organism in Eukaryota, Metazoa, Chordata, Lepidosauria, Squamata, Colubridae. The transcript is spliced from 8 exons.